GACUCGGCACAAGUAAACCAGAUAUAAGAUCCGCCGCAACUCUCUGUAACAGUCCGCCGCAACUCUCACCCUCAGCAUUGAGGUAUACGACGGAUCAGCCAUCCAAGAGAGCGCUUCCCAGACCACUUCACCUACCAUGGAUCCCGAGAUACCAUUCCACAGUUGUGAAUUCCUCGCAGACGCAAAGCACGCCCAAUGGCUCUGUUCAGCCUGCGCGGAAAAUAUCAACCUCGACUUCGACACCACUCUUCGCAGAGUAAUGCUUCGCGAAGGCUGGACUGCAUCCGAAAUCAAAGCCGCUGAGCCAGUGCGGCGUUUCGCACAGCGAACUAUGGCCGAGUUGGCUCCAGAACCAACCUUGUCAACGAACUCCCAGCGUCGCGCUUUCCGAUUCAAUUGUAUAUAUGAGCUACAGGCUCGGAUCAAUGCCACCCGAGAGAUCCACGAGGCCAGGCUUGCAGAAAAGGAGAACAGCAUGGGGGACAGAGGUGCUAAGGAAGGUCUGUCCGCGGCACCAUCUUUCGCACCAGUGGAUCCCACGACCAAAGCCACCUCUUCCUCCCCAUCCCGCUCCGGACCGUGUCUCCGCAAACAUGAGAACGAUCCAGAUAUUGAACAAUGGGCCUGCCCGCACUGCCUCUCAGCUCUCGAUAAUGACUUCGACGGAAUCGUGUACGAGGGUAUGCUGAGAGAAGGCUGGAAUCACAAAGAAAUCAAUGCCCUCGGCCCUCUAAGGCGGUUCUCUGAGAGGCCCUGGGAUCAGCUGAAGCCUGACCUGACGUUGGCGGACGAGCUUCAAUUAAGACAGUGGGGCCAGGGCCUUCUUUGGGAACUACAGGCCAGGAUAGAUGGCGUUAGGGCGAUAAAGGAGGCGAGGGAUGAGAUGUGGAACAAGAAUGAGAAAAGGGAGAAGACGUCAUUGGAAACCUUGGGGAAGCUGGCUGGCAUAGCGGCCCUGGAAUUGCAACCGGGGGUGAGCACAUGCGCUGGGCGUCGAUUUUCCUCGCCUUGGCAUGUGAGGAGCAUUUGCUCAAGAGCCACUUCACUUCAUCCGACGACUUCAUCCACUCUUUCUUCAAGACUCCCCCACCCUCGACCAUGAAACAAAUUUGUCAAUACUUUUGCGGCUUCGAUCGUAACCAUGGUACUGGACUGGCUCAGAGCCUCAGAGCUCUCCAACCUGUGGUGCCAAUAUGAAGAGUCUUGUCCAAAACCUGGAAAAGACACAGUUGUCUCUCUAAAUCGGAUUGCCUUUCUUUGAUGCUUAUAAGAAUCGAUCGUGUGGAGUGGUUUGCUCAUUCGAUUCGAGUUGGAAGUCUUUGCCCAGCCGUCAAGUAUGGCAUUUCUUCCUCAAACUUUCAAGACUAAGAUGCUGCGGCUGUCGUAGGUCAAUGUUUGCUGCCGUUAAGAUUCAAGCUACCG
Molecule: messenger RNA, 1422 nt
Organism: Exophiala viscosa
Lineage: Eukaryota; Fungi; Ascomycota; Eurotiomycetes; Chaetothyriales; Herpotrichiellaceae
Exons: 3
Coding region: 137-1102 (321 amino acids)
Source: RefSeq, a predicted model, not a curated record